UACCUUAUUCAUUUAUUUAUUUGACGUUGAUCUCUACGUUUGACUAGACGCACAACAAUCCACAUAUUAUUAUUAUUAUUUUCAGUACAAUAUAUAACUACGUACGAAUUCUACUAAAAACCAAAAUGAAGACAUCUUACAUUAUUGCUUCAAUUGCGUUGUUCGCAUUUUUAUCAGAAAUAAGCUGUUCAGAUAAUUGCGUUAAAUUCAAUGUCAGAUGCCUUGAGGACAGCGACUGUUGUUCUGGUAAAUGCUAUCUUUCAGGCAAUCCAAACAAUAGAUACUGCAUGGAAUCCAAUAAUACAGCGCCUGAGUAUAAAGUUGAAAACGGUACGUGUUUAUAUAGUAAUUCGUCGUACAGCAAAAAUGCCAGCGAUACGGCAUACGACACGUUUGGAGUUCAUGCAGCCCACGCUUUAUUGCCACCUUAUACAAAAGUCCAAGUAACAUACAAUAACAAGACCAUAGAUGUCAUAAUAAAUGGCUUUACAAACACAACCAAUGGCACCCUUCUGAAUUUAUCCAGAGAAGCGGCGGAUAAGUUAGGCAUUAAUGAAGGAGAAUUAGUUCCUUGUUCCAUGGGUGUAUAUGAACCCGAACCAAAUUAUUCUCACAUUAAAAAAAUAAUUGGGCUUACUGCGUCAUUUUUUACCGUAAUAUUAGUCGUAAUGUAUAUGUUGUAAAAUAGCUACUACGAUAGAGUUUACACGUUUAUCUCAUACGAUAAAUGUGUUUAUCGUAUUAUUGUUACAUUAAUUUUAUUUUUAAAUAUCCAAUUAAUUUUAGUUAUUAAAACUGUUUGUAAUAAGUCAGAAGUAUAUUAUUAUUAAUUAUUUCAGCA
This is a messenger RNA of Rhopalosiphum padi (bird cherry-oat aphid), 841 nucleotides long. RefSeq lists its product as uncharacterized. Bases 126 to 683 code for a protein of 185 amino acids. NCBI's taxonomy places the organism in Eukaryota, Metazoa, Arthropoda, Insecta, Hemiptera, Aphididae. The record is from RefSeq and is a predicted model, not a curated record. The transcript has 3 exons.